Molecule: messenger RNA, 2757 nt
Organism: Oncorhynchus tshawytscha (Chinook salmon)
Lineage: Eukaryota; Metazoa; Chordata; Actinopteri; Salmoniformes; Salmonidae
Product: antigen LPMC-61-like
Exons: 2
Coding region: 291-1196 (301 amino acids)
Source: RefSeq, a predicted model, not a curated record
AGUUUCUUGGCUUUGUUGCCUGCUAAUUGUCGGGAUAACCUGUUCUACAUCAAGUGAUGGGUAUCCUGCACCAGGUUCUGAUGCAGCAUGGCUCUAUACAGGCCCACUUAGGUCUAAAGGAUAUGGUAAUUACAACUCUCCAACAGCUCAAUUGCAAGCGCAGCUGACCGAAGAACAACAUACACAUCUGGAAGCCAUCCUUCAAAAGCAACUGGCCCCCAUGCCCCAGGCACCUCAGAAAAUGUGGUAUCCAAUGCACAUUCCCCAGCAGCAACAGGAAUCCAGCUCAAAUGCCCCAGCAGCAGGAAAAGCAACCGGCCGCCAUGACCCAACAGCAGACGCUACCGGCCAGUUAUCCUAAGCAGCCUCAAGCAAUGUUGUAUCCAGCUCAAAUAACCCAGAAGCAACCAGUUACUGAACUUCAGCAUCAGAAGGAACAGGCCUCCAUACCCCAGCUACCUCAGCAAGUGUGGUAUCCAGUUCAAAUUCCUCAGCAGCAAAAGCAACCAGCUACUGGUCCUCAGCAGCAGACGGAACUGACCACCAUGCCCCAGAAGCAACCGGCUCCAAUGCCUAUACCGCAGAAACAACCAACAGCUAUGCCCCAGAAAGCAUGGUAUCCAGCUCAAAUGCAGCAGAAGCAACCGGCCACCAUGCAGCAGCAAGUGUGGCAUCCAGCUCAAUUGCCCCAGCAGCAAAAGCAACCGGCUACUGAACCUCAGCAGCAGAAGAAACCGGCCUCCAUAACCCAGCAACCUCAGCAAGUGUUGCAUCCAGCUCAAAUGCUGCUGAAGCAACUGACUGCCAUGCCCCAGCAAGUGUGGUAUCCAGCUAAGCCCCAGAAGCAACUGGCCGCUGAUCCUCAGGAGCAGAUUGAACUGACCGCCAUGCCCCAGCAACCUCAGCAAGUGUGGUAUCCAGCUCAAAUGCCCCAGAAGCAACCAACCGCUGAACCUCAGUGGCAUCCAGCCAAAUUUCCCCAGGAGCAACCCGUCCCUAUGCGUCAACUGCAGAAGGAACUGACCGCCAUUCCACCACAACUGUGGCAAUCCGCUCAAAUUCCCCAGCAGCAUAAGCAACCGGCUGCCAAGCUUCAGCAAGUGUGGCAACUGGCCCCCAUUCCCCAGCAGCCUCAUGACUUGUGGUAUCCAGCUAAAAUGGUCCAGAAGCAGCUGCAACUCGGCAGUAGGAACUGACCACCAUGCCUCAAGAGUGACAUCCAGCUCAAUUUCCCCAGCAGCAGAAACAACCAGCCCUAAGGCUUUCACCGCAGAAGGAACUGACCGCCAUACACCAGCAACCUCAGCAAGUGUGGUGUAUCCAGCUAAAAUGCCCCAGAACCAACCAACCACUGAACCCCAGCAGCAGAAGCAACCGACCACCUUGGCCAAGCAAAUGUUGUCUCAAGCUCAAAAGCCCCAGCUGCAGAAGCAACCGGCCGCUGAACCUCAGCAGCAAAUUGAACUGACCGCCAUGCCCCAGCCACCUCAGCAAUUGUGGCAUCCAGAUCAAUUUCUCCAGGAGCAGAAGCAACGAUUCACUAUGCAUCUACCACAGAAGGAACUGACCGCCAAUCCACCACAACUGUGGCAAUCCGCUCAAAUGCCCCAGCAGCAUAAGCAACCGGCUGCCAUGCUUCAGCAAGUGUGGCAUCGGGCACAGAAGCAACCGGCCCCUAUGCCCCAGCAGCCUCACGACGUGUGGUAUCCAGCUAAAACGGUCCAGAAGCAAGUCGCUGCGGUGACCGCCAUGCCGCAUACGCAUCAGCAAGUAUGGCAUCCAGCUGAAUUUCCCCAGCAGCAGAAGCAACCGGCCUCCACGCCUCUACCGCAGGAGCAACCGACCGCCGUACCCCAGCAAGUGUGGUAUCCAGCUCAAAUGUCACGGCAGCAACUGGCCUCCAUGCCUCUACCGCAGAAGCGACUGACCGACGUGCCUCAGCAAGAGUGGCAACCAGCUCAAAUACAGCAGAAGCAACCGGCUGCUGAACCGCAGCAGAACGAACCGGCCACCAUACCCCAGCAAGUGGGGUAUCCAGCUCAAAUGCCCCAGAAGCAACUGGCCCCAAUGUCCAUGCCCCAGCAGAAUCACUACGAAAGCACUGAAGAUGGUGCCUCUAGUAGCACUCAGGCCAGCAUCGUUGAACAGUCGGGUGUCAUCCCAAUCUAUUCCUACAGUUCCAAAUCGCACUACGAGAAUGGCAGGACUGUAUUCUCCUUAACCCGCUACACUCCUAGGGAGGCUAUGCUUGUUCACAUUGGAAAUGCUCCCAAGGACAGUUUUGUUCGUACUGGUGCACCAAGCGCAUAUCCAUCACUAGUGAAAGAUUCUGCAAGGUAAUGGUUCACUUUAACCUGCUCUGAACUUUGCUCUCUGAAUUUGAAGUCCUUUGUACUAACCAUAUCUUUCAACAAGAAAAUGUAAUGGAUUCAUCCUCUAGAAGCUAAUGGUGAGAAUUGUUUUUGACAUUGGUUACUUAACAUUCUGUGUUGCUGACACUGCAUUUCUUUCUGCUUUUGUUUCGACCAGGAAGUGUCUGGUGCUCUUGCUACUCUAGCGUGAGGGAGUACAUGAACAGUUCUACUUUAAAAAAUGCCCUGUCUCUGUGAAAUAAUGGUUCUCGUGUCCAUUGCUUGCUAAUUGAGAACAGGUGGUGUGCAGUCUGUAGUAAAAAUGACUGCUCAGUUAAUUCUUUGGUUUUUCUAGUCUUUUACCUUUGCUACUGGUUGUUCAAAAUAAAAGCUUGGGUCUACAUUU